This is a messenger RNA of Pestalotiopsis fici W106-1, 1569 nucleotides long. RefSeq lists its product as uncharacterized. Gene Ontology annotation, molecular function: carbohydrate:proton symporter activity. NCBI's taxonomy places the organism in Eukaryota, Fungi, Ascomycota, Sordariomycetes, Amphisphaeriales, Sporocadaceae. Bases 1 to 1569 code for a protein of 522 amino acids. The record is from RefSeq and is a predicted model, not a curated record. Gene Ontology annotation, biological process: transmembrane transport; carbohydrate transport. Gene Ontology annotation, cellular component: membrane. The transcript is spliced from 3 exons.
AUGGCCAGCAACAAAGUCUCGGCUCCUUCUGAAGAACCGGCAGCAUUAGCAGAUGAAGGAAUAGCCCAAGGUUCGAACUCUGGAAACAUGACUCCCAAUCACAAGGUCGUGCAUCAUGAGACUAGUCGCAAAUCGGUUCUCGUAUGUGUUACCGCGGCAUUGGGUGGUUUUCUGUACGGCUUUUCAGGCAAUGCUAUGUCGGGUACCCUGGCACAGCCCAGCUUCAUUACCGACUUUCUCUCUGGCGCUGACGCGUUGCAAAGAACUGACGGACUUUUUGGCGGGUUUCUCGCAGGUGCUACGAUAGGCACCGUUCUUCAAGCUCCGGUCUCGAACAAAUUUGGACGCAAAAUCGCCAACCUGACAGCCGCAAUUAUUUGCAUCGUGUCUGGUGCCCUACUCACUGGAUCUGUCAAUUAUGGCAUGCUCUGCUUUUCGAGGACGCUCAAUGGCAUUGGUGCAGGCAUGGUCAUCGCCAACAGCCCAGUCUAUAUGAGCGAGGUCGCACCUCCUCGUACCCGAGGACUACUCGUAGGAUUGCAGGGUGUGGGAAUUGUACUGGCCUAUAUCAUAUGUUCUCUCUGCGGCCUGAUCUUCAGUUUUGUUGAGACGGGUUACCAGUGGCGGCUGACCUUUGUUGUUCUCACCGCGGCGGCUGUAGUUCAUCUCUGCUCAUUGUACUUCCUACCCGAGAGUCCUCGCUGGCUUAUGCAAAAGGGCCAACCCGAUCAAGCCCGAUCUAUCCUGGAGAUGCUUCACCGAACUCACUCGGACCCCGAUGCAACCCUGGCUCACGCAGAGUUCAUACAGAUUCAGGCACAAGUCGAAGAAGAAAGCCGCCUGCCAAGGGGCUAUAUUCAUAUAUUCAAAACCCCACACCUAAGGAAGCGAGCCAUUUGCUCCAUCAUACUUUGGGUCAUGGGUCAAGGAACAGGCAUUACAGCCAUUGCGAAUCUGGUCCCAGUGCUGAUGGGAGGUCUUGGCUUUGGUACAACUAUGCAGCUAGGUCUCGGUGUAGUAUGGUGUGUGUGCGCCAUUGUUGGAUGUGGUUUCAACGUUGUCCUGAUGGACAGGGUUGGAAGAGUGAGAUUGCUUGUCGCCGGUGGCUUCGGCUCGGCCAUCAUUCUGAGCCUGAUGGCAGCGCUCAUCAAGACUUAUCUGAACACCGACGACCUACCCGGGAUCAAUGCCACUGUGGCGUUUUACUUUAUUUUUGGAGCCUUCUUUACCUCGACCAUUGAGUGUACUGCCUACGUCUAUGGCUCCGAAAUCUGGCCGACUCAUUUGCGAAGCGAAGGGUCUACCAUUGCAUACGCGUCCUUUUUUGCCAAUGCGAUUGCGUACAGUUCACCAGUAUCCGUUGCACUCGACAAUAUCGGCUGGAAGUUUUACCUGGUAUUUGUCUCAGUCACCUUUGUAUCAACUCUGGUGAUCAUGUUCUACUUCCCAGAGACUAAGAACCUGACCCUUGAAGAGAUCAAUGCCAGGUUUGGAGAUAAUGUGGUUAUUGAUCUCAAGGAUGCAGCUGCGGCAGAAAAGAACACUGAGAUCAAGGCCAAAAAUCCUUGA